AUGGCCGAUUCAAACGAUAAUCUUCGAACCAUUGCAGUCAACUCAGAGACAGCUGAACUUGCAAGUAAGAGAAACGACCAAGGAAAAAUGGGAGAUUCAUACUAUGAAGAUCAACAUUCGGGACACAAUCAUUCCGCCAAUGAGAUUCAAUCGGCCAAAACACCGACUGGACUCUUCUCUGAGCAUGGCCAUUCUCUCACGCAAAUUCGUCCCAUGGCUAAACAUUCGGGCUCUUCAGUUGCUGCCUUCUUCACCGGCUUACACACCACCAUAAUUGGCAUCUCAUCUCUGGGUGCAAGCGUUACAUUCUCCUAUGUCCUUUCAAACAACACGCAAGAUGUGCCUGCCCAAAGUCCAAGAUUUUCAAAAGAACAAGUCCAGCAGUUCCUCGCCAUCAGCUGGCUUCUGUUCUUACUUGGAUUGGCAUUUGCGUCCUUGGGCUCUACCUUGUUGACUUUCUUCAAGAGUCACUGGAUAGCAGAUUGGGAUGGUUUGAAUGGAAAGAACAGUCAAUGGCAGGUUCAGAUGUAUGCCGUUCUGGCCAGCGGUGUGAUGGGCAGUUUGAUCAUUGGCGCGUUUAUCGUCUUGGGUUUGGUCGUGGUCGCCUAUUCUCCAAUUGUCGGUUGGAUUGCAGUCGGUUUCACUGCCGCCUUUGGUCUGUUUAUCCUUCUUGCCAUCAUCAAUCAGGCUCCAUGGCCUUGGCGAGACAACACCCCCAGCCACACUCACAGGCAUCGAACAGUCUGA
Messenger RNA from Exophiala bonariae, 747 nucleotides. RefSeq lists its product as uncharacterized. The record is from RefSeq and is a predicted model, not a curated record. Bases 1 to 747 code for a protein of 248 amino acids. NCBI's taxonomy places the organism in Eukaryota, Fungi, Ascomycota, Eurotiomycetes, Chaetothyriales, Herpotrichiellaceae. The transcript has a single exon.